Sorex araneus (European shrew) is the source of this 5005-nucleotide messenger RNA. It is a transcript of the gene CRPPA, whose product is annotated as CDP-L-ribitol pyrophosphorylase A. Gene Ontology annotation, molecular function: D-ribitol-5-phosphate cytidylyltransferase activity. Gene Ontology annotation, biological process: isoprenoid biosynthetic process; protein O-linked glycosylation via mannose. Gene Ontology annotation, cellular component: cytosol. The transcript has 10 exons. Bases 197 to 1552 code for a protein of 451 amino acids. The record is from RefSeq and is a predicted model, not a curated record. NCBI's taxonomy places the organism in Eukaryota, Metazoa, Chordata, Mammalia, Eulipotyphla, Soricidae.
UCACGGGGACGCUGGGCCGGGAGCAGAGGCCGCGGGAAGCGCCUGGCAGCGGGGACUGCGGCGGCCCGUCCCGGGGGGUGGCCCGCAGCGCCCACUUCGGCAGCUUUCCGGCGGGCAGCCCGCGCUCCCCCGCGUCCCGCGCCGCACCCGCAGCCGGGCCGGGCCGAGAAGGCGAGCGGGCCGCGCCUGCCGCCCCAUGGAGCUGCGGCCGCCGGGCGACUCCGGGCCCGCCGAGCCGGGGCCUGGCGUGAGCAGCCGGCGCGGCGCGGCCCCGGCGGCGGCGGCGGCGUCGCCGAGCCAGGCGGGGGCCGAGGCCCGGAGCCUCUGGCCGGCGGUGGCGGCCGUGCUGCCGGCGGGGGGCAGCGGGGAGCGCAUGGGCGUCCCCACCCCGAAGCAGUUCUGCCCGGUCCUGGAGCGGCCGCUCAUCAGCUACACCCUGCAGGCCCUGGAGAGAGUAUGUUGGAUAAAGGAUAUUGUUGUUGCAGUAACUGGAGAGAAUAUGGAAACAAUGAAAGGUAUUGUUGAGAAGUAUCGACAUAAGCGGAUCUCCCUAGUGGAAGCAGGAGUGACCCGCCACAGGUCGAUUUUCAAUGGACUAAAAGCACUGGCAGAGGAUCAACCUGAUUCGAAGCUCUCUAAACCAGAAGUAGUGAUUAUCCAUGAUGCUGUGAGACCAUUUGUUGAGGAAGAUGUCAUCUUCAAAGUUGUUAUAGCUGCUAAAGAACAUGGAGCAUCAGGAGCUAUUCGACCUCUUGUAUCUACUGUCAUCAGUCCAUCUGCAGAUGGUAUUUUGGACCAUUCACUGGAACGUGCCAGACACAGAGCAAGUGAAAUGCCACAGGCAUUUCUGUUUGAUGUGAUCUAUGAAGCGUAUCGGCAGUGUAGUGACUAUGACUUGGAAUUUGGAACUGAGUGUCUGCAGUUGGCUCUAAAAUAUUGUCACACUAAAGCCAAACUUGUGGAAGGAUCCCCUGAUCUUUGGAAGGUGACCUACAAACGAGAUCUGUAUGCAGCUGAAUCGAUUAUUAAGGAAAGAAUUUCACAACAAAUUUGCAUACUUAUGGGCACAAAUGAAAAUGAAGAAUAUAUUGUUGGUCUCUUUGAAAAAAUGCUGAAAAAUGAACUAAAUCAUGUAAGAGUUACAUUUGGGGCUCUAUGUCAUGCUGACAGAGAUCUUCAGAAAAUUAUCUUACAACAAUGCUACAAUUUUGUUUGUGUAAAUAUGAUGACCUGUGAUUUCCAAGAAACAGAAAAAUUACUGAAUACACUUCAAGAGAGUGAUCUUUCCAUUUUAUAUCCUGUUGUUGUUAUUUCAGUUCAUUUUCUGGAAUGUAAAUCAAUACCUUUUGGUCAGAAAAUGGAAAACCUCAUGAGAAUCAGAGAAUAUGCACAGGAGGUGAAAAAAGCAAAUAUUUUACUAUUUGGCCUUCUCAUACAUUACCCACAGCACGAGAAGAAGCUACAGGAAACUAUAAAGCAAGGUGCUACCAUUAUUGCUGCCAUAAUUAAAGAAAGAAAUCCUGGACUCAUUGGUCAGCUACUAAUAGCAUGAAGAACGCAGAGAAAAUUACCUUCCGGGUUUUAGAAAUAUUUACUUAAAUAUCUCUCAUGUACUUUAUUCCUCAUGUAGCGAUAAAGUAUUUAACUUUUCUUUUGUAUCAUAAUUUGUAGAAAGUGAUACUUAGUUAUAAAAAUGUGUAUGCAAUGAAAAAUUUUAUGCAUGUCAAGUAUAAAUUAUCUGAAUCAGAAUUGAAUAAAUGGAAAAUAAUAGACUUAACAUAAAACAUAAUUUUCACAGAGCCAUAGAAUUAAUGAUGUUUGAGAUGAAUCUCCAAGUAAUGAGAGUUGGGGAAAUUCUCAAUUAUUAUUUCUAUGUAAAUUAAUAGAUCGUGCUAAUGAAAUGAAUAUGACUCAUAAUUACUCUUAAUCUUAAAUGAUCCUAUUUACAUUUGAUAUUUUAAACAUUAAUUUUAAUCUUCCAUGCCUUAAAAAGUAGAGGGGAUAUGGUAGAAAACUCUGGGUUUGAACUCUCAUACAACCUUAGAGGAGAUGUAAUCUCUCGCUUUUCUACUAUUUUAAACUGUAUAUUUUUCUUAGUUUAUGAACUAUAGUAUUGAAUUACACUGUUUUAAAAGGUGUUAUUUCUGAGUGUUUAAAAGAACACUUGAAAACUCAUUAGAGGUGAAAAUAUUUUGAUCAAACCCAAGUUAGUACCUUGCACAUCAAGGAAUAGGUAAAUUCUAAUUUCAUAUAUACUACUACCUUUAAAACCAAAUUUUUUUCCUUCAGUGUUCACUGGAAUAUAUAUCUUAAGUAUAAUAUUUUGCUAUAUAUUACAUUUUACAACUAUAUAUAUUCAGUCAUCAGAUAUUCUUUUUUAUUCUACCUAUGGACUUAUUUUAUAGUAGCAUAUUAAAUCAAAAAUUUUAAGUUCUUAACUUUCACAUAUAAAUUAUAAAUUGUAUGAAACAUUUUUGGUUAUAGAUAGAUUCUGAAUUAUCUACCUUGGCAAAUUGUUUUUUCUUAACAUGUUGGAUGAUUUUUCCUAUGUUUCUGAAUUAUUAUUUAUGAAACUACCUAUAUUAAUAGGAGAGUUUAUAGAGUAUUACAGGCUUGGAUCUAUUACUGUAGUUCAUUAUACUAAGUGAAAUAUGUCGUUUAGAUGACACUUGAUAUAAAUUUCUGGGCUGCCUUCUUUUAUAUUUCUCUAAUGAUGUUAAAAAAUACAGAAUCAUUUAAUUAAGUAUCAUGAAAGUGAAAAUAUGUGGGUAUUGUAUGUAUUUUCAUUAGAAUGACUGUAUUUGGUGAACUGGCUGUUUUUAAAGCGUCCAUAUAGUGUACCUAUUAAGUAUUCUUGUGAAAAUGUUAAAAGAAAUUGAAAAUGCUAAUAUAGGCACAUGGGUAAUGUUAUCAAGAUUUUAAAGAGCAGAGAGUGACUGUAUGCAGGACAGGAAACUGCACAUUUUUGGUGGCACAAAAAAUAUAUGUAAUUGUUGACCAAAUUGUUGACCAAAUUAUCUUUGAUUUCAGUUUAACAGUGAAAUGUUAAACCAACAUAAAUCCAUUCUAGAAUGAAAUUAUGCCAUUCUAGAGCAUCUAGUAUGAAUUUAUCAUUGAUAAAUUUUUACAUGAGAUUUAGUUAAUAUAAUAAUAAAUUUAGUCCAAAAUCAUCAUCAGAAUUAUGGCAUUUUUUUCUUUAUAGUUUACUAAGUAAUUUUCAACAUUGGAAAGGAUUCAAAUAAAUCUCUCCACAUCAUUUACUGUUUUCAUGCAAAUUGGGUCUUGCCAAAGUCAUGUAUAUACAUAGCAAAAAAGUUAGAUCUUCAACUCAGGUGAUGAAGAGGCUUUAAGCUGAUCUUUCUGUAUAUGAAUAAAAAUUGCUGGCAAAGGACUAUGAGCAAAAACACUAUAGUAAGUGACUGAAGGCUCCAAAUGAUCAUUGGAAGAAUUUGGGGAAAAAAGGGUAGAAUAGCUCAAUGACCACAGGAAAGUUCUAGAACUCUUGGCAUUCCAGCCAUUUGGAAUGUAAAUAAAUUUUAGUUAAAGGUGAAAAAAAUGGAAAGAAUUAUUGACCAAAAAAAAAAGAUAAAUUACUUGUUUAUAUUAGAAAGUAUAUAAGUCUGAAUUAUACAAUUCAGAAAACUAAAGACAAUUUUAGUGAUACAUUUUCAUGACCAGUUAUGAGAAGUUACUUCCAUGAAAUCUGCCCAUUUUCACUUUAUUUUCUAAAAUCACUUUUAAAAAAUAGUAAUGGUCCAGAGAAACAAUACAGAGGGUAGGGUACUUACCUUGCAUGCUGCCAAAACCUAAUCUGAUCCCUGGUACCACCAUAUGGUCCUUUUAGCACCAGCAGAAAUAUUCCCUGAGCCCAGAGCCAGGAGUGAGCCCUGAGCACCAAGUAUGGCCCCCAAAUAAAACAAUGCCUCAGCUUUGCUGAAUUUCUUUCUACCUGUGUAAAAUAUUGUGGAAACAUUUUUUUCUCUUUAAUUUUAUGCUACUGAUUAAAUUAAAUUAUUUUAAAAAGGAAUUUGUGCAAUAUUGUUACCAGUAUGAUUAAUGACUUCUAAUAUUAUUUCUUUCAUAAGAUUGUCAGUUUGAGGUAACUUAUUGCAAAUUUAUUUAAACAUCCAUCAUCUUCUGUAUUCCACUUAGAACCAUUUUUAAUUCAAGAAUAUUGCAUUGUUUUAAUUAGAAACUUUUUACCUGUCUAAAUUAUUAAAUUAUAAAUAUCAAAGCUUAUUUUACAUAAAUACAUAAUACGUUUUUAAAAUUAAAUUUCAAACAUUUUUAUAUUAAAUAAGUACAUUUUACUUGCUUAAAAUAUUGAAAUUAAGUAUGUCAAAGAAGCAUAAAUCAUAUUUUAAUUAAAUGUUAAGAAAAGCAUUUGGGGAAAGAAUGUUAAAAUUUAAAAAAUUAAUUAAAAAUAAACAGAAUAUAUUGUUAUAUGUUGUUAAGAUUGGACUGAUAUAGUUAAUAUAAGCAUAGUAGAGGAGUUUGUGUAAGUGGUGUGUGACAUUGCAGUAUUUACAUAUUUGGGGCCUUGGUUCUCACCCUGAGAUACAGUUACAAGCUUUCAUGUUUGAGUUUCAGUCAUACAAUGAUCAACCAUCCGUCCCUCCAUCAGUGCAUAUUCUCAAUCCCUGUAUACCUGCUUCCAUGGCAGACAAUUUUCCCUAUACUCUCUCUCUACUUUGGGGGCCUUAGGUCUAUACGCACUGUGCUCUGGGCUUAACCCUACCUCUGUACUCAAGGAUUGCUCCUAGAGAUGUUUCAGGGAGCCACAUGCAGUGCCAGAGAUUGAACCCUGCUCUCCCACAUGCAAAAUAAUCACCUUAUCCACUGUACUGUAUGUCUGACUUCAUAACAUUCACAUAUUUUCUUGUAUAUUUUAACUGCAAAAUUGUAAAAAACAUAAACAUUUAAAUGAAAUGUAUUAGUAAAUAUUCUGAAGAUGUUCUCUAUAUAAAGCUAAUUGAUAAAUAAAUUUAAGAAAUUGAAAGUCUAA